AGUGACGCACGGCUGGCAGAGCAGUGCCGGCCGCCCUGAGAGCACAGCCCUAUGCGCCGCCUCGGAGCCUCGUGCCCUCCUGCGUCACCCACCGUGAGUGAGACCCCUUUCCCCAGGGACCCCUUACCCAGCCCCACGGUGGGGCCACAGAGGAGUGGGCGGGUGCUGUGGGCAGGGGCACGUGGACCGUCAGCACAGGCAGGUUCCCCAGCAGUGGGGGGUUGUUUUUGGAGUCAUGUCUGAUAUGAUCUCCGGGAUGCCAGUACCCCUCGAAGUGGAGCCGUGCCCUCGCGGUGGGGACGGCAGCAAUGUGGGGCACAGGCAGCGGCAAAUCCAGGCAAAGCAGCCUCGUGGGAGGACACAGGAGGAUGCAGCAGGUCCCCACCAGGACCCCCUGCAGCCACAGCGCUCUCACGGGAGGUGAUGGAGGUGAUGCCUGUCCCUGUCCUGCAGGUGGUCCCCACUGCCGCCCCAUGUUCCGCUCCCGCCGCGCGGGGCUGGUGCGGCGGCUGUGGCGGCAGCACUGUGCAACAGCGGACCCCGAGGAUGGCCCCAGCGCCCUCAAACCAGCAGCUCAUGCCCUCUUCAAGAAGCUGAAGGAUGAGGAGCUGGAGCUGCUGGUGCUGGCAGUGGAGAGCCGGGGCGCUUGGGAGUCCAGCUGUGUUUGGGCACCACGGGGGGAUGUGCGAGGGGCCAAGCAGGGGCUCCCCCCUCAAGUCCUGCUCUGCCGCCUCUUCCGCUGGCCCGACGUUCACCAGCCCCAUGAGCUCAAGCACCUCUGCUACUGUGCUGGGCACCGGGGGGUCUGCGGGGACUUGGCUGCACUCUGCUGCAACCCCCACCACUUCAGCCGCCUGGCUGUACCUGAGACCCCACCACCCCCCUACUCGAAGGCAUCCUGUGGUCCCUCCUGGCCAGACGAGCCCCAGCACCCUGGCACUCAGCUCCUAGAGUUCAGCUGCAAAGGUGGGGACUGGCACGACACCAGCCUCUCACAGAGCACCAUCAAGGAUGGCUGCUGGUGCAAACUGGCUUACUGGGAGCACCGGACACGUGUGGGCCGCCUCUACGCCGUGCACGAGGCAUCAGUGAAUGUCUUCUGUGAGCUACCAUGGGGCAGCGGGUUCUGCCUGGCCCAGCUGCCGGCUGCCCACCGCAGCCGUGCUGUCCGGCGGGCACGUGGCAAGAUCGGCCGGGGGCUGCUGCUGAGCCGGGAGCCAGGCGGCAUCUGGGCCUACAAUCGCAGCAAGCACCCCAUCUUCGUCAGCUCGCCCACCCUGAGCCCCCCCGGGGCCUGCAGGCUCACUGUCCUCAAGGUGCUGCCUGGCUACUCAGCAAAGGUGUUUGACUAUGAGCAGGUGGGGGGCAAAGGGGGCUGGCGGCUCCCUGGGGAGGGGCCCUCCGACCCCCACAGCAUCCGCAUCAGCUUUGCCAAGGGCUGGGGACCCUGCUACUCCCGGCAGUUCAUCACCUCGUGCCCGUGCUGGCUUGAGGUCCUGCUGAACCAGCUGCUCUGAGGGGCUGGAGCCUGGGGGGGGAUGUCAGGGAGCUCGCUCAGAGCAGGUGCAC
Corapipo altera (White-ruffed manakin) is the source of this 1569-nucleotide messenger RNA. Its product is annotated as mothers against decapentaplegic homolog 6-like. Gene Ontology annotation, molecular function: I-SMAD binding; transcription regulator inhibitor activity. Gene Ontology annotation, cellular component: heteromeric SMAD protein complex. Gene Ontology annotation, biological process: SMAD protein signal transduction; regulation of transcription by RNA polymerase II; anatomical structure morphogenesis. The transcript is spliced from 3 exons. Lineage: Eukaryota; Metazoa; Chordata; Aves; Passeriformes; Pipridae. The record is from RefSeq and is a predicted model, not a curated record. Bases 309 to 1517 code for a protein of 402 amino acids.